CCUCCCUCCCGGGGCCUCCAGGGAAGAGUUCAGGAGACACGAGUUCACUGCAGAGGUACCAGGCUGUUAAACAUGAAAAGCUUUCUUUCAGGACAAUGGAAGCAGAAGAGGCACAAGCGUGGAGGUUGUUCGCAGGGCCAGGGCUUGGAGGAGUGGGGAGCGUUUGGUGAGGUGCAGACAUGAAAUUAACACUUGUUAAUGUUGUGUUUCUUUGUUUAGCAGAGACCGACGCAGUUUCCAUGUGCGUUCAGCAUGACGUACCAGCCUGCUGGUCUGAACAGCCCCACAAGCCCCACUGCCGUGUGGGCUGGCGGCCGCGCGUGGCCGGUGGGUGCGAUGCAGGCUCCCGUGGCCUCCGUGUAUGACCCUCUGCAGAGCUCCGGGCUGCGGCGCGGCCACAGCCCCUCCUGCAGCCCCAGCCCCUCCUGCAGCCCCAGCCAGCUCCGAGUGGGGCCCCAGCAGCUGAAGCACGCAGCCCAGGUCUGCCCCAACAGCCCUGUGGAAGUGGAGGUGCCGGGACUCAAAGUGCUGCACGUGCAGUUCAAUUCUCCCCUGCAGCUCUAUUCGCAGAGCAACAUCAUGGACACCCUGCAGGGGCAGAUCUCUUCUGUUAGCCCUGAUUUCCCCAGGUAACCUGCAGCCAGCUCAGCACAUCUGCUCAUCUGCAUUUUGGUGUCCACGAGUCCCUCGUCCCCGUCUGUGGCUCAUGGCAUUGUCCGGUCACAAGAAAACAGCAUUUACAUUUCACCCUUCCAGUGUUAGUGCAUGACUCUUCACAGGAGCUUUCUCUGCCUUGUGUCUGUGCCCAACACCAUGGGAAACACCAAAACAUGUCUUUAGUGUGUCAGUAUAUCCAUUGCCCCCUGCACACCCACACAGCAGGACCUGUCAGAGCUGUUGGCUUUUCUGGAGAAGCCACAUGCAGCAGAUGGGUUUGCUGCGGGUAGGAGAGUGCUUUAUCCUGGAAGCUGGUAUUUUUCCUGCACUUGAAAUGACUUUUGUUGUUUGUGACUGACAGGUGCUGGCAGUGUUUGUUCUUUUGUUUCGUUGGCUGUGGGUGUGUGCUGAGCACGUUUCAUUUCAGGCUGAAGCAGGUACCCAUGCUCUCCAGCUCUGGCUGUCAACACUCAGGAGUUUGGAGCAGCCUGGCAGGCACCAGGAGGGACAGUCUGUGUUCCCACCGCUGCCUGCUGGUCUG
Molecule: messenger RNA, 1198 nt
Organism: Oenanthe melanoleuca
Lineage: Eukaryota; Metazoa; Chordata; Aves; Passeriformes; Muscicapidae
Product: PDZ and LIM domain protein 3-like
Exons: 2
Coding region: 253-633 (126 amino acids)
Source: RefSeq, a predicted model, not a curated record